Messenger RNA from Eublepharis macularius, 1083 nucleotides. RefSeq names its product mitochondrial ribosomal protein L20 (gene MRPL20). The record is from RefSeq and is a predicted model, not a curated record. Lineage: Eukaryota; Metazoa; Chordata; Lepidosauria; Squamata; Eublepharidae. Gene Ontology annotation, cellular component: ribosome. The coding region runs from base 65 to 514 and encodes 149 amino acids. Gene Ontology annotation, molecular function: rRNA binding; structural constituent of ribosome. Gene Ontology annotation, biological process: ribosomal large subunit assembly; translation. The transcript has 4 exons.
GCGAGCUGGAGGCGCGUGGGGCGGCUUCUCUGCGUCCUUCCUGUCUCCUUUGCAGCGGGCCGAGAUGGUUUUCCUCUCUCCGUCGCUUUGGAUCCGAUCCCGCUUGACCGAUCGCUUCUGGAGGAAGCAGGAGGUGCUGCAGUAUGCACGGCACUUCCGUGGGCGGAAGAACCGUUGCUACAGCUUGGCUGUCCGAGUGGUCCGGCGGGCCUUUGUAUAUGCUACAAAUGCCAGAUCCCUGCGAAAGAGAGACAUGAGAACGCUGUGGAUUACAAGGAUCACAGCAGGUGCUCUUGAGCAUCAUGUGAAGUAUCACAAUUUCAUUGGAAAUCUUUAUAAGUGUCGGGUGGAAUUGAACAGGAAAGUCCUGGCUGACCUGGCGAUCUAUGAGCCAAAGACAUUCAAGUCCCUGGCAGCAUUAACCAAAAGGAGAGGAGAAGAAGGCCUGCUUGCUGCUCGGGAAGGUGGAAAAGAACCGGAGGGAAUAUUUUCACGCAUCGUGCACUAUUCCUGAAGCUGUGGGUGUUGUGGCUCGCUUGCUAAGCUGCUCUGAAAUUAAAAAGGGACACCGAUUUUGCAAAAGUUGGCUCAGUUUGUGAAGUGAAGCAAGUUGGAACUGAGACUUGGAGGGUGGGGGGAACUGUCCUUUCCUACUUUGAAGAUUAUAACUCAGUCUACAGAAAUAUUUGUAUAGGUACCAACUUAGCAACUAUAAUUUAAAGGGGCCAUAUUUUCAACAGGUAGGGCAGGAGAGCCAGAAACAUUGUCUCCGCGUACAGGCAAAGGACUCUUCUCUCAUAAUGUGAACAGCAGCAGUGGCCCUUCGGCUACCUCAGUUUGGGCACCACCUCCCUCUUGUUUAAGAUUUAAAAGCUAAAGCCUCCCUUAUCAGUUGGAGAAGAAAAAGUGGUUAUGGAGCCCUUUCUCUACUUCACAGAUUAAGAGAAAACAGCUGAAGUACCUCCAAGGCUAUGCUGGGAAAGCCUUUUGAGGGCACAUUUGGUCCUCCAGGUUCAAGGAGAUGUUUUGUCUCAAGUCUCUUUCCAAUAUAUAUUAUUUUAAAUAAAAGGAUUGUUGAAAUUG